Fusarium coffeatum is the source of this 447-nucleotide messenger RNA. RefSeq lists its product as uncharacterized. Lineage: Eukaryota; Fungi; Ascomycota; Sordariomycetes; Hypocreales; Nectriaceae. The record is from RefSeq and is a predicted model, not a curated record. The coding region runs from base 1 to 447 and encodes 148 amino acids. The transcript is spliced from 3 exons.
AUGAAGUUCACUUCGUUCGCUGUCGCCUUGGCUGGAAUCACCUCCGUCAGCGCUGGUUGGGAGUCUGUCUACAUCGUCAACUCCCGCAAAGGCAAUGAAGUCUCCAGUGGGUGCGCCUACUAUACCGACAACGCCAACGCGUGGGGACGCCGACCUGAUGAUUACACCGACGUCACCCACGGACGUGUCCACAACUGGGAAGGCAAACGUACAGCCUGUCGAUUUGGUAGUGGUGUCACUUUCAAUGUCGACAUCAAUGCCGACGCCUAUGAGCAGAGAAACGGCGCGUGGGUUGGGGGCGGAAAUAAUGGAUUCAAGCAGUUUACUUGCCACAAGACUCACGAUAGGGCUGUUGUUGUUCCUACCCUGUAUACUGUGGAUGGAUGGACUGUUCAAGGCAUUUACUGGUGCAGGGAACCAAUCGCUGGCUCCUCGGUGUUAUUCUAG